GACUGUAUCCUAUUCACUCCAAAAUGUGUUGGAAGACGCUUAUUUGCAGGAAAUGUCACGUUUUAGGGUUUCUUUCCCACCGUUCCUGCUCUUUAUUUUUCACACCAAAUUGCGAGGCUCCUACUUUAUUCUAACUUUUGAGUUGUUGCAAUCACUGAAAAAGUUUAUGCAUGUUAAAAUGUAAUAAACUCAUCAGACAGUCAGAAGGAGCGGUGCAUAGCAAGUUGUCUCCUGGGGAUUGGAGGGGGUUUGCCCAGACAGCCCCAGUAGGGGUUGUGGAGGGAUAUGCUAAUAAAGACUAGCCUCUCUGGACCAGCCUCCCAUAACAACAUGUAUAUAUAAAGAGCCCCGUGCCCCAGAGAAAGGACACUUUGCUUCGCAUCCCUAAUUACUUAGGAAAUUGCCCAAGAAAACUGCAGUGUGAUGUGCUGAGACUGGCUCGCUGCAGUCCAGACCUAGCACCGCUCUGUAUUAGCUGUUGUAAAGAUGGAGGUGAUGGAUAGUUGCCAGUUUUCUCCAUCCGAGUUCUUCUAUGACAGCUCCUGCAUCUCUUCCCCGGAAGCCGAGUUUGGGGAUGAUUUCGAACACGGGCUUGCUGCCUUCGGAGCCCACAAAACAGACGGUCCGUGGUCAGACGAAGAGGAGCAUGUCAGAGCCCCCACAGGGCAUCAUCAAGCCGGCCACUGCCUCAUGUGGGCUUGCAAAGCCUGUAAGAGAAAGUCCACUACCAUGGACCGGAGGAAGGCAGCCACCAUGCGCGAGAGGAGGCGCCUGAAGAAAGUGAACCAGGCUUUCGACACGCUGAAGAGGUGCACUACUGCCAACCCCAACCAAAGGCUCCCCAAAGUGGAGAUUCUGAGAAACGCCAUCAGGUACAUCGAAAGCCUGCAGGAGGUCUUGAGAGAGCAGGUAGAAAACUACUACAGCCUGCCAGGACAGAGCUGCUCUGAACCCACCAGCCCAACUUCCAGCUGCUCCGACGGGAUGGCCGAAUGCAACAGCCCUGCCUGGCCCCGGCGGAACAGCAGGUUUGACACUGUCUAUUGCCCGGACACACACAGCGACAAAAGUACUACACUGUCCAGCUUGGACUGUUUAUCCAGCAUCGUGGAUCGUAUCUCUUCCACCUCUGAUCAAGCUGCGCUGCCGUUUCUGGACACCGCCUCCCUUUCUGCAAACGCCAGCCUCGAUUCCCAGCCAGGCAACCCUAGGACCCCUCCUCAUUCCAGGCUCAUCUAUCACGUAUUAUGAGCUCUGAGACUUGAAACCAACUCCAGCCACUGCUUUUACGUGGGGAGAAAGAAACUCACGCAAUUAACUAUGCAGGUGGAAUCGACGCAUUUCAACCUAUGUAUAUAAAGGAGAAGCUUUUUAAACUGUAUGUUUGUGAAUAAUGUUGCCAGGAGAUGUAUUUAUCUAACGCAUUCUUGACACAUUUUAGUCCUUUUUUGACUUUUCUUAUAUUGUUACCAGCUUAGCUUUUUGGCUAGCGUAAACAUUGUGCCAGGAAACAGAAGGCUGUAACAAGUGGCUUCCUGCGAAGUUUUUAUAAAAAUGCUAACGUUAUAUUUUCAUAAUGGUCUGUCUUAACGCUCUUGGUUAGAGGAGGCACUUUUAUUCCACCUGAAACAACAAAGCAGGUAAAUGCUCUCUUGCAAACAACAUUAAACAUAUUUGUCUCAUCAGAUACAAAUGUAUGAAAUACAGAGAAAACAUUGUUGCCUAAUGCUCCGUAGUUUAUUUCCAUUCAUGGGAUGCUUUUUGUUGUAAGUUUCUCUGUAUUUCUGUGGGGACCGAGGGUUCUCAAAAUAAAAGCAUCUGAAAUUGUCAAAGGUUGGGAAUACAUGGUAUUCUGAAAACCCCACU
Molecule: messenger RNA, 1866 nt
Organism: Gopherus evgoodei (Goodes thornscrub tortoise)
Lineage: Eukaryota; Metazoa; Chordata; Testudines; Testudinidae
Gene: MYF5
Product: myogenic factor 5
Exons: 3
Coding region: 487-1251 (254 amino acids)
Biological process (GO): positive regulation of myoblast differentiation; muscle organ development; regulation of transcription by RNA polymerase II
Molecular function (GO): protein dimerization activity; DNA-binding transcription factor activity, RNA polymerase II-specific; RNA polymerase II cis-regulatory region sequence-specific DNA binding
Source: RefSeq, a predicted model, not a curated record